Messenger RNA from Scatophagus argus, 4827 nucleotides. It is a transcript of the gene ogdhb, whose product is annotated as oxoglutarate dehydrogenase b. NCBI's taxonomy places the organism in Eukaryota, Metazoa, Chordata, Actinopteri, Scatophagidae. Gene Ontology annotation, biological process: tricarboxylic acid cycle. Gene Ontology annotation, cellular component: mitochondrion; oxoglutarate dehydrogenase complex. Gene Ontology annotation, molecular function: oxoglutarate dehydrogenase (succinyl-transferring) activity; thiamine pyrophosphate binding. The transcript has 25 exons. The coding region runs from base 492 to 3653 and encodes 1053 amino acids. The record is from RefSeq and is a predicted model, not a curated record.
GACCUGUGAAAACUGAUGUUAGCGCGGGGACAACCGAGACGACGGACGCUUUGAAAGUCCGCACGUGACGAGUUCUUUAAAAACAAGCGAAGAAGAGUUGGAGCUCGUGUUACUGCUGCUGGCGGGGCUCGAAAGUCCCCUCAACGUAAAUAAUUAAAUCGGGCUGUUAAGACCGUUUGAGGGUAGGACUUGUUUCAGGUGAAGACUGCUGGACUUUGGACGGGUUGCGGUUUUUUAACCCAAAGGGCAGCUCACUUGAAGCGCACCCAACCGUGACUCCGGACCUCUGAGCUCCAGAGUCUCAGGCGGGCAGGAACAUCAGGAAUUAAGAGAGAUUCAGUGAUCCAGAAGGAGCAGGAGCUGUGGGGGAGCCAGCCUCACUGGUUCAGCCAGACAGGACGAGCGGGAGGGGCAGCGGCUGAGGAGCCUGGAGGGUCUUUGUCCACCGGAGACGCUGCAUUCUUCUUCUUUUUCGUGGCUGAUCGGCACACAUGCACCACUUAAGGACUACGGUCGCAAGGCUUCGGCCUUUGACGGCCGCUCAGACGGCCCAGGGCCUGUCGCGGCCCAGACGGUCGGCGAGCGAAGGGGUCUCGAGGACGUGUGAGCCCGCGAGGCGCCUGAACACGUCUGCCACCGCGGAGCCUUUUCUGAACGGCACCAGCACUAACUAUGUGGAGGAGAUGUACUAUGCAUGGCUGGAGAAUCCCAGGAAUGUGCACAAGUCCUGGGACAUAUUCUUCCGUAACGCUAACGCCGGGGCACCGCCUGGUGCGGCCUACCAGAGCCCCUCGCUCCUCGGUGGGACCUCUCGGGACCCGGCCGGGGUCCAGGGUGUGGUGGGAGCUCAGCCCAAUGUGGAAAAGCUGGUGGCGGAUCAUCUAGCGGUGCAGUCGCUCAUCAGAGCGUACCAGGUACGAGGACACCACAUCGCCAAGCUGGACCCCCUGGACAUCAGCUGUGUGGACUUUGACGACGCCCCGUGUACCGUCGGUUUCCAGAAUGUCGGGUUAUAUGGGCUGACUGAAUCCGACCUGGACAAAGUGUUCCGGCUCCCCACCACCACGUUCAUCGGAGGCAAUGAGAGCGCUUUGCCUCUCAGAGAGAUCAUACGCCGCCUUGAGACGGCCUACUGUCAGCACAUCGGCGUCGAGUUCAUGUUCAUUAACGAUAUGGAGCAGUGCCAGUGGAUCAGGCAGAAGUUUGAGACGCCGGGAGUCAUGCAGUUCAGUCUGGAGGAGAAGAAGACUCUCCUGGCCAGGAUGAUCCGGUCUACAAGGUUUGAGGAGUUUCUCCAGAGGAAGUGGUCCUCAGAGAAACGGUUUGGCCUGGAAGGCUGCGAAUCGCUCAUCCCGGCCCUCAAGACCAUCAUCGACGUGUCCAGUCAGAGCGGCGUGGAGAGCGUGAUCAUGGGGAUGCCCCACAGAGGCAGGCUGAAUGUGCUCGCCAAUGUGAUCCGGAAGGACCUGGACCAGAUCUUCUGCCAGUUCGACUCCAAGCUUGAGGCUGCGGAUGAGGGCUCUGGCGAUGUGAAAUAUCACCUAGGCAUGUAUCACAAGAGGAUGAACCGCGUUAGCGACAGGUACAUCACCAUGUCACUCAUGGCGAACCCGUCCCACCUGGAGGCUGUGGACCCGGUGGUGCAGGGAAAAACCAAAGCUGAGCAGUUCUACUGCGGAGACACUGAGGGCAAGAAGGUGAUGUCUAUCCUGCUUCACGGUGAUGCUGCGUUCGCAGGCCAGGGCAUCGUGUACGAGACGUUCCACCUGUCGGACCUGCCAUCCUACACCACACAUGGCACCAUACACGUGGUGGUCAACAACCAGAUCGGUUUCACCACAGAUCCCAGGAUGGCACGUUCGUCUCCGUAUCCCACCGACGUCGCACGAGUCGUCAACGCUCCCAUCUUCCACGUCAACGCCGACGACCCGGAGGCUGUGGUGUAUGUGUGUAAGGUGGCUGCCGAGUGGAGGAAGACUUUCCAUAAAGAUGUGGUCGUGGACCUUGUGUGUUACAGACGUAACGGCCAUAACGAGAUGGAUGAGCCCAUGUUCACCCAGCCGCUGAUGUACAAGCAGAUCAAGAAGCAGAAAAGCGUCCUGAUGAAGUUCGCUGAAAAGGUCAUCGGCGAGGGAGUCGUCACGACGCAGGAGUACGAGGAGGAAGUCGCUCGGUACGACAAAAUCUGUGAGGAAUCUUACACCCGCUCCAAAGACGAGAAGAUCCUGCACAUCAAGCACUGGCUGGACUCCCCGUGGCCCAAUUUUUUCACACUGGAGGGACAACCUAAAACCAUGAGCUGCCCUUCCACUGGAAUCAGUGAAGAAGAGCUCCUCCAUAUUGGGAACGUCGCUGCCUCCGUCCCAGUGGAGGAUUUCACCAUACACGGAGGUCUGAGUCGUAUCCUGAAGGGACGGGCCAAUAUGGUGAGCCAGCGAGUGUGUGACUGGGCUCUUGGAGAAUACAUGGCCUUCGGUUCUCUGCUCAAAGAGGGGGUCCACGUUCGCCUCAGCGGACAGGAUGUGGAGCGGGGCACGUUCAGCCAUCGGCACCAUGUUCUCCAUGACCAGAACGUUGAUAAGAGAAUCUGCAUCCCAAUGAACCACAUCUCCCCGGAUCAAGCUCCUUACACCGUCUGCAAUAGCUCUCUGUCUGAAUAUGGAGUACUCGGUUUCGAGUUAGGCUUCGCCAUGGCCAGUCCCAACGCGCUGGUUCUGUGGGAGGCCCAGUUUGGAGACUUUCAUAACACAGCUCAGUGCAUCAUCGACCAGUUCAUCAGCUCCGGUCAGGCCAAGUGGGUCCGACAGAACGGCAUCGUGCUGCUGCUUCCUCAUGGCAUGGAGGGGAUGGGACCAGAGCACUCGUCUGCCCGCCCUGAAAGAUUUCUACAGAUGUGCAAUGAUGACCGAGAUGUCUUACCUAAACUCUCGGAGGACUUUGCAAUGCGUCAGCUGCACGACUGUAACUGGAUCGUCGUGAACUGCUCGACUCCUGCAAACUACUUCCACGCUCUGCGCCGACAGAUCCUGUUGCCCCUCAGGAAGCCUCUGAUCGUGUUCACCCCCAAGUCGCUGCUGCGCCAUCCCGAGGCCAAGUCCAGCUUUGAUGACAUGCUGCCAGGCAGCCACUUCAAGCGAACCAUCCCAGACGACGGGCCUGCAGCCGCCAGCCCAGAGAAGGUGCAGAGAGUCGUUUUCUGCACCGGCAAGAUCUACUACGAACUGAUCCGUGAGCGCAAGAACAGAGGGCUGGACGACGCUGUGGCUGUCGUCCGCAUCGAGCAGCUGUCCCCGUUCCCAUUCGAUCUGGUGAAAGCAGAGACUGAUCAAUAUCCAAACGCUGAUCUGGUGUGGUGUCAGGAAGAGCACAAGAACCAGGGCUACUAUGACUACGUCAAGCCCCGCAUCCGCACCACCACCCACCGUACGCGUCCCGUCUGGUACGCUGGUCGUGAGCCUGCAGCGUUUACUGGACACGGCGUUCGAUCUGGAAGCCUUCUCAGGGAAAGUGUAGCGGAGAGCUCGCUGCACUCACAGGUCGAACCUGCCCGACAGGCUUCAGCUCCUCAGUUCAGGUCACUGGCUUCACCCUUCAUGUGUUUUCUAUGCCUCAUAUUUUUACAUAUCAGACCGGUUCUCAGGCGUGAUCUUUAAACGAAACGCACGCUAACUUCUGUGUUGCUGUGACGACCUCGUGUCCACAGUGAUGGACGCUCUUAGACAAAGAAAAUGUAAGUAAACCUGCAAUGAAUGUAUGAAUUUAUACAAAAUUAAUUUGUAAGAGUUGUUUUUAAUUAGAUAAUUAGAAAACAAUGUCAGCCUGCUCUGCACAUCCAGAAUCCGAUUGUGAAAUCACCUGCUGGAAAAAUAUUUUAAUUUAUUCACCGAUCUGUGGCAGAUAAAAGCUUAAAAACAAGAAUGUUUCAUUCGGAUAAUCACGUUGGAAACAACGAUGCACCGAUCUUCCUGUUAGCUUAGCUUAGCUUAGCAUAAAGACUGCAAACGAGGGGAAACAGCUAACUUGGGUCCAUCUUAAGCUUGCUCAUUCACAUGUUUUAAAGCUGUACAAAAAACAAAUUGUAGAGAUGACAAUUUGUGUUUUUAAUUUUGGGUUUAUGCUGGACUAUUUCUUGGCCAAGCGCAGUGACUUUUGUAAGGCUUUAACGGUGCUCAAAGGUGCCCUUUCCCCCAGUCUUCAUGCUAAGCUAACGAGCUGCUGGAUGUAGCGCGAGUCGUAUCACACAGAGAGAAAGCUCAGGAGUCUAUUUCCGAAACUGUCCUCAGAUCUACCAACACCACAAUGCUUAUAACUGAGACAGUUGAAACAAAGAUAUUAGUGAUCAUUUGAAAUGUUCAGGUUGAGUAACAGCAGUGGGUUGAACUUUUAGAUUUUGAAGAGACUUUAUAAUGUUUUUUAGUCAGCCUCAUGUCUGCCUUCUCCGUGAAGUUUGUACGUAAACCGAUGAAAAAGGGCAUCCACGCAUUUCUGCACUUUCACCAGAGUUUAAAAUGACCCAGGAUUGUUUUCCUCCACACCUCUUCUUUUCAGCUCAUUCUGCACAUCUUUUCAUAUUUUCUGCUUCAGUUCUUCCUAAAUCCCUAUUUAUUUGCUCCUCCGCGGUUCACUCACCGUGCUGUUAACGUCUGUUUGUGCCAAAUGUUAACCGAUUACUUGAAAUGAGUGUUUCAUUUGAAAUACGGAAAUCAUGACUACUAUACGAACUUGAUGUAAGGACAUAAUGAGAUUCCUCAGAUUUGAAGGUUGUAUUUAUUUUCUUAUCAUGUUUUAUGUUUUGUUGUUUUCAAUAAAUGAAGAUUUUAGUUCCCA